Messenger RNA from Rubroshorea leprosula, 1001 nucleotides. Lineage: Eukaryota; Viridiplantae; Streptophyta; Magnoliopsida; Malvales; Dipterocarpaceae. The record is from the annotation of a GenBank genome assembly.
CUGCUCUUCUUCUCCUUUCUUCCCGCUGCAGCCAAAAAAAAAGAGGAACCCAGCCAUGCUUGAGAAACCGGUGAGAAAGCUUGGAGAUUUCUCCUUCCUUCUUGCUCUAGAACCUGAAUUGGAACCCAGAAAUUCUCCCCCUGCAUGAAGCUUUCGGAUCUGCCUUGCUCUGCUCCUCACCGCCGGCUGCUCCUGCUUUGUGGGGGCGAAUUGCUUGGGUUUUGGGUAAGAAACAGCCAUUAAAUCCCUUUGUUUUUCCUUGAAUUGGCUUGGGUUUACGUUAAUUGCUCUUAUUUCCUCCAAUUUUUGGGAAACCCGUAGGUAAAGAUAUUCAAUACAAUACUCUCUAAACCUCUUCAGAUCUUCUACCACUCAUAUUUAUAACCCCAUGGUCGAAAAUAGCCGUUACUAGCCGUUGGGGGUCAUUAAAUGCUCUGCAGGACGCAAACCUCGAGCUGCAGAAUUGUCAGGAGAGCCGACUUAACUUUCUAGGGCCGGCUAUCCGGGUUUGCAGCACAUUCUGUUUUUCUCGAGAGACGGCUGCAAAACUUUGAGCCGGCUUUGCAACUUUGACUUUAAAUACAUUAAAUAAUCUUCAAAUGAGUCGACUGUUGUGCAUUAAAUGCACCCUCACAGCCGGCUGCAAAGCCAGAGCCGGCUUUGCAUCUUUUCUCCGCGCGUGCCAAUCAACGGUCUUCAAAUUUUUGCCUAUAGAGCCGGCUGCAGCUUCCAGAGCCGGCUCUCUGCACUUCCAUUUCACCAGAGCCGGCUGCACUUUACCAGAGCUGGCUGCACUUUACCAGAGCCGGCUCUCUGCACAUUGAAUCCUUUUGGUCUAUUUUUAGUGCCAUCUAAGUUUACUUGCAAUCUUUUAGCAACUUAACUACACACUUAAAUAAACCAAUUAGUCACUCAAAUGUGUUUUGUAAUCAUCAAAAUCAUAGGUACAACAGAUACACUAGCAUUUUUUAGAUGUACCAAAAGAAAGGAUGAGUUGAACA